AUGGGCUUUGAGCUGCCAGAGAUUUUUGUCAAUGCACCAUUUUCGUGGGGGCCGCCGCCAAACGAGAUGGAGUUGGGUGGCAUGAAGGUGCGGCUCUACCAGAAGACGGACCCGAUUUACCCAAGCGACUGGCUCGAGGUGAUGGCGGAGCAGGCGACGGAGAAGAAGCAGUUCAUCACCGUUAAGGACGAGAAUCGUCUGAAGGCGCUGCGCAACCUUUGCGCGAAGGAUCGCCGUCAUGGCCCGGAGCGGCGCUUUGUGAAGCGUCCCCACAACCCUCGCAGUCAUUUUGCCAACAAGGUUAAACGCAAUCUUACACUCCUUCCAGACACCGUUCGGGUGCCAACGGAUGUUCGUAUUUUUGCCGAGUUUACACAGGCGGAGCUGGCCAAGAUGCAAAACAUUCAGGAUGCCCCUAUUGUGACGGACAUCUCCCUUCACAACUGCCCCUUGGUCUAUAACAGUGCUAUGGAAAAGGCGACAUGUAAGACUCCAAUUCGACUCGACGAAGGCAGUAAAAGCCAGGACUUUUUUGCGCGGUCGAACACGGGGACCGAUGUAACUCUCCGCGAAAUUCUUAAAACUAAGGUGACUGGGACGCAUCCUAUUGUUGUGGCAACGGAUGAGAUCCUUGCUCUUAUGAUGACGUGCAGUCGUAGUGUACACCCAUGGCAUCUUGAGAUUUUUCGUUACAAUCGCAUUGUGUUUAUUUCAAAGGCGGAUAAAAGCAAUAUUGAGAUGCAGUGGGUUGGUGAAACAGCGGACGCCUCGCGUCGUCCUGUUGAAAACGACCCUAUUCAAUCUGAGCGCAUCACUGCCCUUGCGAAGGAGUCUACGGAGGUAAAUAACGCGUUUGUCGCGCAGGCAUGCUCGAAAACGCGUUAUCAGAUGAAGUGUGAAAAGAACCCAUUUCCAGGAAUUCAGCCCCGCCUGUAUCGCUAUCGCCGUUUUGUGAUGCAUGCCGACACGGAGGACCGCUACGAUCUAAUUGUUCGAUGUGAGGUGGACGCGGUUGAGGGUGGCAAAUACGUCCGCAUCUUUGGGCUUUUGGAACAGUGUGCAGAGGGGGCUGAAAGUGAGUGGCGCAAGACGUUGGACUCGCAAGGGGCCAAGUGGAUUUCGGAUGAAUACCGCAGAAACGCGCAAAAGAUGUCCCGCUGGGUGUCUCUCUGCCAUUUGUCAGGGGCUUUGAUGAAGAUUGGCUUCGUGACGCGCUGUUGCCGGAGUAACGGGACGUUGGACCCGACAAAGCACGAGGUUCUCGCCACGCAGACCAAGGACCCCGGCCCGCUCUCCGCCCAGCUUGGCAUUAAGGUGGGGAAUAUGUGGGCCAUUGCGGACGCCAUCAUUAUGACGGUUUUGAGGCAGCAGGAUCUCAGGGAGGCUCUUCUCGUGAAGAAGAGCGGCGAUCAGUCCAUUCUGCUCAUUGAGAAGUUGGAAGAUGAAGAGGACGAGGAGGAGGAGGACGAAGAAGAGGACGAGGACAACAAUGACGAGGAGUAG
Trypanosoma rangeli is the source of this 1503-nucleotide messenger RNA. RefSeq names its product putative eukaryotic translation initiation factor 3 subunit 7-like protein. The transcript has a single exon. Gene Ontology annotation, biological process: translational initiation. Gene Ontology annotation, molecular function: translation initiation factor activity. The coding region runs from base 1 to 1503 and encodes 500 amino acids. Gene Ontology annotation, cellular component: cytoplasm; eukaryotic translation initiation factor 3 complex. The record is from RefSeq and is a predicted model, not a curated record. Lineage: Eukaryota; Euglenozoa; Kinetoplastea; Trypanosomatida; Trypanosomatidae.